Rattus norvegicus (Norway rat) is the source of this 10609-nucleotide messenger RNA. The record is from RefSeq and is a predicted model, not a curated record. Lineage: Eukaryota; Metazoa; Chordata; Mammalia; Rodentia; Muridae.
UUUUUUUUUUUUUUUUUUGGUUCUUUUUUUUCGGAGCUGGGGACCGAACCCAGGGCCUUGUGCUUCUCGAACACUGUUUUUAUGUUCGAAGGACAAGACAUUGUAGGAAAGACCUUUAGGCUAUUGAGAGCGAAGCCUACAGUCUUUGGAAAACUACGCAGAGUUUCUAGGUGCCUAGCACUUUAAGGAUAUGGUCGCUCCCAUCUGCUAGUUAUUAGGAAAUGAUAUUCUCGGUAAAAUUGGAAUUAGAAAAGAAAGCUACUUAGCAGAUGGGGGCGAUGCAUUGGUUAAGAUGUCCUUUGGCCCUUUAGUGGAUGACUUUCUUCUCACAGCAGAGAACCUGUCAGGAAACUGGGAGCAGUCUGUUCUGUGUCUCCAUCAUGCCUUGCUCCCUAAUGGUUUUGUUUGUGGGGGUGUUUCCGUAAUGAUUCUUUCAAAUGUGAAUAUAGCCCCCCCACCCCCACCACAAUUCAAUUUAUUAUUCUAGUAGUAUUUGAUCCAUUCACUUCUGUGUGGUGACAGUGAACCAGGCAGUGAGACUAUAGCAAUGGGGGAAUGACCGUGUUUGCUCUCUGGAACGCGUUGACUGGUUUGUGUUCUUAUUCCCUUAGUUACUGGGCUUACAGUCAAAUGACUUAAUCUCAGUGCUUCAUUUUUCCUCUUUCUCUCUCUCAAAAUCAAGUCAUUAGUCAGAGGAUUAGCUGAUUGAAGAAUUAAAGCGGAGUAACCCUGUGGAUUAGACCGUAAUUGUUAUUAGAGGGAAAGCUAUCUUUUUAUUUUCCCGUUACAAUCAUGUAGGAAUAGGAAGGUCUUCUAGGGUCUUUCAGAUUGUAGCAGAGAUUAUCACAGUGGGUUUUCCUCAAAGCUCACUGUUUUGUGUAUCUGUCAUAAAUCAUUGUUCUUUAACAGUCUUAGGUGGCUACCUUUACCACAAAACCAAUAUGCAAAGAUUUCAGAUAAGAGGCCACUGGAGACUGGUGAGAUGGCUCAGUGGGUAAAGGCUCUUGAUGCCAAUAUUGACAGCUUAUGUUCAAUCCUGGGGACUCUCAUGCUAGUAGGGGAGAACAGACUUCCAAAGAUUUUUAUUGUUCUUGUUUUUCUUUUUGGAUAUUUGUAUCCAAUGCUUUGUGCACAGGCAUACACACACACACACACACACACACACACACACACACACACACACACACACAAUAAAUGCAGUUAACACAAUUUUACAAAGAGGUCACUGGACUUACUACAACUGAAAACAGAAGAUAGCCAAAGAAGUCUUGGCAACAGAAGAGAUGGGAGAGGAAGAGAUUGAAGUGAGUCCAGAGGCCCAGUGUGGGUCAGUGAAGGCCCAGAAAUAGCAACGAAAAUAAAAAAAAAAUGAAUGUGUGUGUCAGAAGGCGAAUUAAGAUGUAGGAGCUCCUUCCAAAGAACGAUUUUUCUUCUUUAAACUCUAACUUUUAGUCGACAUUUUCUAAACGUUGGGCAAGUAACAUACUGCUUUUAACUUCUGGAAAAGGUCCUUGUGUGUAAAUCGUUUCAAUACAUUGUAGAUCACUAGCAUUGUCUCACGUUGCACCUCAUUUCUUCAUCUUUGUACUCUUAGGGUCACGCCAUCUCUUUCAAGCCAUCCUAGAAGAUCAAAAUGAAUAAUAAUUUUUUUUAGUCUCAUUAAGUUCAGAGGUUUGAUUCAGUCUUUCCGAAGCCAUUUGGUUGGCAUAGCUGAGUUGAGGAACUAGGCAGAAAUGGGACAGCAAUAUUCCAUUUCAUUCGGUAGAUGGCUUCCUUUCGAGUUACUGCUAUAUUGUUAUAUAAUUCACGGAUAAUCCUGUUUGGUUAGUGAUUGCCAGUGAGGCCAGACACAAAGGAAGGCGAAUGUUCUUCACCCUCCUGUAUCUUUCUGUGGCUAGAGUAGAGUCAGCAUCUGUUUUUAAAGAUAGUAGGCAGAUAACAGCAUUCUUAGGCAAGAGGAGUUCUGUUGCUGUAUUUGAACAGUAAAUGAAAGUGAGCAUGAGUUGAUGUGAAGUAACUUCGGCUACUUUCUCAAGCAGAACACAGGACUUGAGACAUACAUUGGCUCAGUCUCUGAUUCCUGUGGCCUCAGCACAAGCCAGGUGUAUUCUCUUUCAGUAAAAGCCCAUCUCGUCAUUUUACUAAUCAUGAAACUUUUCUCAUAAUUAACACACAGGGCACAAAGUCUCCAGUAUCUUACAUGCAGAGGAGUACAAAUGUGGGAUAUUAGUUUUGAGGAUGUCAUGUACAUUUUGCAACAUAAGAGGCUUACUGAACCUCAUCUCUUGCUCUGUUCUCUGAACCGUGAAGGCCAACAUUAAACUGGUGGUUUAAACUUGCAAAAACAAACUGACCGAGACAACCAACAAAACAAACAAACGAAAAGACAGCUCUCCUCAUAGCAUGGUCAUGUCUUCUUGAUACUUUACUUUCUGGGUAGUAAUGUCUCUAUUUGAGAGACUCUCAUUGGGGCAUUGUAAUCACAAGGGGAGCAACAGGAAAUUCUGGUAAUUUCUUUAAUCUUGGAACACAAUAGUUGGUGUUCGGGGUUCUGUUUUGUUGUUUUUUUUUUUCUUUUUUCUGAGGAAGAGAUCUUCUUUUGCCUAUUCUGAAAUUGAAAUCCACUGUCCUUCUCUGCAGUAAUAGGCAAUUUAGUUCUUUAUCUCAGUUUGUAUUUUAUAUUCUCAGCUAUCAAUUGAUCCUUUUCUAUAAAAGUAUCAUGAUUCGAUUUGAUUUCAGCCUUAUUUAAACAAAGUUCAGUGUUUAGAUUCUCAGUAUCUGGGGGCAGAUGCAAUGACUCAGUGGGUAGAGGCACCAGUCACCAACUACAGGAAACUGAUGUCAGUCCCUGGAAUCCAUCUGUUGGGAGGACAGAGUCAACUCGGCAAAGUUGUCUUCUGGUCUCUACAGGUGCACCUUGGAGUGUUCCAUACUAUAUAAAUAAAUAAAUAAAUAAAUAAAUAAAUAAAUAAAUAAAUAAAUAGUUUUUCAGAUGCUGAAUCAGAAUCAAAUGUGUAUUGUUAUAAACUGAAAUGCAUUAUAAGCUAAAAAAGAUACAUAAACUACGUAUCAUUAUAAACUGAAAGAGACUAAAUUUAGCUUACUGGAAAAUUAAUUUAGAUUACAUUCCCAUAGUGGAAAUAGUGUGGUUUGAAAAGAGAGCAAGGUGCUCAUUUCCUGCUUGGUUUUAAUUUACAAUAAUUUAAUCCUGCUAAAUCUUAAAUUGGUUCAGAAGAAUCUAAGGAUACCAAUCUUUUCCUCACUAUGUCUUCACUAUGAGAAAAUGACAGAAGAGGUAAUCAAAGGAUUCAAGAUGAUGCACAAAGGACAUCAUUACAAAACUAUAAUGGGGAGGAUCAGGUGGGACUGUCACAUAGAGAGCACAGCAGAUAUUUUUAUGCCAAGAAGGACUUAAAUAAAAAAAAAAGCUAGCCUUGGAAUUCUAGGUCUUUAUGAAGAACUCUGAAAGUUAAGUGGACAUUUUUGUGUGGCAAACAGCACAGGAAAUCUGUGGAGAUAAGAAGGUCUUAAGGCCCUUGGAUGAUAGUUAACAGUGCGCUGUGGCUUUUAGAGUUUUUUUUUUUCCCUGAGUCAGCAGUGCCUGCGUAUUGAAGGCAGUUGCAUGAUGGCUUCAGAAAGUCGGAGUAGCAGCAAGCAAAGACAUUUAUAGCUUCAUAAGCUCUGCGCCACAAUCAUGGAGAAAUCUGCAUAUUAGCUGAGGUGACGAUUUAUUGAUUUAUUUAUUGAUUGAUUGACUCUGUGUGUGUGUGCUUAUUAGUGUAUCCUUUUGCAAUAUGGUAUAAGCACAUUAUGCCCUCUGACUCCUCCCUGCACUGUCUCUCAUUCUUACCGCCUUUUGCUUCGUGACCCCCUGCACUGAACCAAGGCACGGGUAUGAAGCUAUCUAUCCGAGCAUAAGUAACUCCAAGGACCACGUCUGUGAAGACAAUGAGUUCUUCUCUGGUAACCUUCAUGCCACGACUUCCCACAGGUGGGACAGAGUCCCCUGAGCCAGUCCCUCCCUGAUCUAUGGUGGAAUGUUUGUUUGCUGACUCAGUCUUGUACAGAUGCUAUGCACACAAACAAGACAGUUGUGAGUUCGCGAGUACUGUGGCCCAUGUCCCACGCAUAGGACAGCAUUCCAUUACACUCCUCCCUAUCCUUGGGCUCUUACAAUUCUUCCAUUAUGGUCCUGGAACCUUGAAGGUGCUGCUGCUGCUGGUGGUGGUGGUGGUGCCGAUGGUGGCGUUGUGUGUUUCAGAUUGUGAUUAGAGUUUAAAGAUUUGGCUAUUUUAUCUGAAAUUAAACAUUUUGCAAAGAGCUCUGUGUCUGGGUUUCUCUUAUAAAUGCCCCUAAACCCUAAGCCCAAGGAACAGAAAGAGAGGGAGCAGGAACAGGGGGAGGAGGAAUGGCAGGGGGAGGGGAAGAGAGAAGAGGGAGAUGGAGAAAGGGUCCUGCAUGGUAACAUUUUCUAGCCCCCCUUGGCUAUUGUUCCCACCUCUACUGUCUCAUGUUCUCCUCAUUAACUUUGACCAUGGUAAGCACAUUUAUUUACACUGUUGUCUAAAGUAGAGAAAAUCUAGGGCAGUGCUAUGCUUAAGGCUAAACAGAUAAAACCAUUCUAGGUCACAUUUGAUUUUAUAUUUCGGUAGUUUUUAUAUAGGUGUAGAGUACAGAGCUUAGGGCUAUCAGAGGAGCCUUAACCUGAAGUAGGGGACCCAGUGAAGCCAGGCAUAACAGGAGGAAUAAAAACAGGAGCUCCAGGAACGUUAAAUGAGAGAUCAGCGGUCUGGAAGUGAACUUCGCAGAAGGGAACGAGUUACCAUUACAUGGGAAACCGAGUGCAGCCCUGAUGUUUAGAAAUAGAUUGGGAAAUGAAAGUUAAUUGCCUGAAAACUAUGAAGUAACUUAAUCAGGAAUUUUAGAUAUGAGUAAAAAUUGAACAGAGGUGAUAUUUUAACUAUUUAGGGAGAUACUGGGAGGAAAGGGAUCAAGGGGCAGGAAGGGAGGGACUGAGUGAUUGACAGGGGAGGGGAAGAACAGGAUGGGAGGGGGAGGGAAGGGCAACAUGUAAGGAUUAAGCUUUGUGAAGAAGUACAAGAAAUAAAAAUGGCUGUCAUGAGAAUGGAUGAAACUUGUUCCAGAAAGUGUUAGGAAAGAGACAAGUGUCCUUUAAUUUUGUGAUGAAUAAAGAAGGGAUACAUAUUGUUUUUAAUGGGAAAGUCUAUAGUGGUCAAGAGCUCUAGGCCUGUUUUAAGAAUAUCGGAUUGGAAGAUAUUUAAUCUUACCCAGAAACACUUGGUGAUGUUCAGUCAGGCAAUGCCCACUGAGAGGACGGUGCUAAGGACGGAACAGUUUGUUGCAGAGUGUCCUGCUGGCAGGCAGAAAUUUCUGUGGACUUCUUUGACAGUGACAAACCCGAGAGACAGAAAAACAGCUCACUGAGGUUCCUGUGUCAACAGAAAGUUGCUUUCUUCCUUAGCUAUCUUUUCCUUUCUUCUCUCCAGCCCGCUUUUGGAGGAAUGUGUGUUUCAAGGUUGAAGUGAAGAAACCAAGAAGGAGAGGAAUUUUAUUUUGAAACCCAUUGCUUCAGAACUCACUGGUUUUGCAAGCUGGACAUUUUGUGCUUUGUUUUGUUCUUUUUGGUGCUGGAAGUUCCUGGAAGAAACAGGAUAGCAAAAUCUAGAAGAUGCGAUUCACAGCUACUUGGCCAAUCUUUACUUUUUUUUGUUUUCGGUUUUUAUUAUACCCUGCAAUGAUUCUAAUGAGCUAGAUAGCUAAACAUUCCAUUAUGAUCCUGGCAGAGAAGAUAAGGAAAUACUUUUUGUUGUUUUAUUUUUUUAAGGAAAUUGUUUUUUUCAUGUACUCUCUAAGCCAUGCCCUACACAAGAUGAGUUUGCAUGUCUUUCGGUUAAUGCUUUACUGAGUGCUACAGGGUUAGGAACGCUCAUGUGCUUUGCACACAGGAGGUAGAAGCCAAUCUCCCCAAGAGGCCAUACAGCCAGUUAGUGGAGGGCAGAGAUGGUUAGUAGUAAUAACUGCAGUGGUCCUGGAUCAGAGCCCAGAAUCUUCAUCUACAAAUACCUAGGCAACUGUUUCAGAAGCCGGGUGCCAAAUCUUGAAUCAUUUAAAGGAGGAUUUGGACAGAGAAAUUGUUCUAAAUUGAAGGAGAAUAAAGAAACCUGAACUCCUUGCAAUAGGUUUGUGGAAGGGAUGCUCAACAUUUGUUACAAUGCUAUUGAUCGGCACAUCGAAAAUGGCCAAGGGGAUAAGAUCGCUAUCAUCUAUGACAGUCCCGUUACAGACACCAAAGCAACUAUCUCCUAUAAGGAAGUCUUGGAGCAGGUCUCUAAGCUGGCUGGUGUCUUGGUCAAGCAAGGUGUCAAGAAAGGUGAUACUGUGGUCAUCUACAUGCCCAUGAUCCCACAAGCAAUAUACGCCAUGUUGGCAUGUGCGAGGAUAGGCGCAAUUCACAGUCUCAUAUUCGGCGGGUUUGCAUCCAAGGAAUUAAGUACACGCAUUGAUCAUGUGAAGCCUAAGGUGGUUGUUACAGCAUCAUUCGGCAUUGAGCCUGGGAGGAAGGUAGAGUACAUGCCCCUUCUAGAAGAAGCUCUCAGAAUAGGACAACACAAACCAGACAGACUCCUCAUUUACAACCGUCCAAAUAUGGAGAAAGUUCCUUUGAUGUCAGGUCGUGAUCUUGAUUGGGAAGAAGAAAUGGCAAAAGCCCAGUCACAUGACUGCGUGCCUGUUCUCUCAGAGCAUCCCUUGUACAUUCUCUACACAUCUGGAACAACUGGCCUGCCUAAGGGUGUAGUUAGACCCACUGGGGGAUAUGCUGUAAUGUUGAACUGGACAAUGUCUUCCAUAUAUGGACUUAAACCUGGAGAGGUAUGGUGGGCAGCUUCUGACUUAGGCUGGGUUGUCGGACAUUCCUAUAUUUGCUAUGGUCCUCUUCUACAUGGAAACACAACAGUUUUAUAUGAGGGGAAACCUGUGGGAACACCGGAUGCUGGCGCUUAUUUCCGUGUGCUCGCAGAGCAUGGAGUGGCUGCCUUGUUUACAGCACCAACCGCAAUUAGAGCCAUCCGUCAACAGGACCCUGGGGCAGCCUUGGGGAAGCAGUACUCUCUGACAAGGUUCAAGACACUGUUUGUGGCUGGGGAAAGAUGUGAUGUGGAGACCCUAGAGUGGUCCAAAAAAGUCUUCCGCGUUCCUGUCCUAGACCACUGGUGGCAAACAGAGACUGGAUCCCCCAUCACAGCAUCAUGUAUCGGACUAGGCAACUCCAAAACACCCCCACCAGGACAAGCAGGAAAAUGUGUUCCAGGAUACAAUGUUAUGAUUUUGGAUGACAACAUGCAAAAACUGAAGGCUAGAAGCUUAGGAAAUAUCGUGGUAAAGUUGCCUUUACCACCUGGGGCUUUCUCAGGACUCUGGAAGAAUCAGGAAGCGUUCAAGCAUUUAUACUUUGAGAAAUUUCCUGGAUACUAUGACACUAUGGAUGCUGGCUACAUGGAUGAGGAAGGCUAUCUCUAUGUUAUGUCCCGAGUGGAUGAUGUAAUAAACGUUGCAGGCCACAGGAUUUCUGCAGGGGCUAUUGAGGAGUCAGUCCUUUCACACGGCACUGUGACUGACUGCGCUGUGGUUGGCAAGGAAGACCCCUUGAAAGGUCAUGUCCCAUUAGCACUCUGCGUGUUGAAGAAAGACGUAAAUGCAACAGAAGAACAAGUUUUGGAAGAGAUUGUGAAACAUGUUAGGCAGAGCAUUGGCCCGGUGGCUGCUUUUCGAAAUGCAGUUUUCGUCAAACAGUUACCCAAAACCAGGUCUGGCAAAAUUCCACGGUCUACCCUGUCUGCCCUGGUCAAUGGCAAGCCUUAUAAGGUAACCCCUACAAUUGAGGACCCCAGCAUUUUUGGUCACAUCGAAGAAGUACUGAAGCAGGCUUUGUGAUGUUUACUCUUUUGAAUCCCUUCGUCUUAACUUUCUAGCUGGAUCUAGGUCUUCUAUUUUCUACAAGUAAAUACUUGAAGAAAACAUUUCUCAUCAACUGAGCUAUGAGCUGUAGUGUGUAGUUAGUCUGGUGGCCCCUGAAAGGCUGUACAUUGUGUUUCGCGGAAACCUGUUUGCCCCCUUACCUCUUUUCUGUAACAUGGAUCAUUCUACACUAUCGCGUGUGUUAAGGAGCAUGUUAAGGAGUAUGGCUUUGCUAACUCGUGUGCUUCCCAAACACAUUUUAGUGGAGAAUAUCUGUACUACAAAUGCACUUUCUGGAGAUAAAAAUCAGCCACACGUUGAUCAAAAUCUAAACUGAAAUCUAAGUCAGAAUAUAAUUUACAAUGCUAUCGUAGAGACUCCAAUGUUGUUUACUGUUCUAAAGAUGACUGCCAUGCUUCCAGGUAAUUAGCAAGACAGGAUAGGCUGCCUAGCAACACAGGACCCAGGGUCAAGCACCACUGCCUGGUUGCUUGUUACGGGGUAAGGGGAGGCAUAUAUCUGGCAGAGAACCUAGCUAUCCUUCCACCAAAUAUUUUGAGGAGAUAAAGACUUCUGCAAUCCCCUGUCAUGGUUCACUCUGUGUAUCUGGAUGCUUUCAUCUUUCUAUGGAAUCGAGGGAUGCCCUUCACCUAGAAAGGAGUAACAAGAAAGAUCUUAUAAGAAAUUGAAAUUUUUUCAUCCUCUGCUAGAUCUCAAUACAUUUUCAGAACUUUGCCAAUAUCAAUGAGCCUUCUCUCUUCUCUGUGUCUGUCUCUGUCUCUCUCUGUCUCUCUGUCUCUCUCUCUGUCUUCCCUCACCUCUGACAAGGAUGUGUUUCCUAGGUUGUCCUCACAAAUCCUUGUCCCCCUGCCUCUUAUUCAUAGUUGCUGGGGUUAGUUCCAAAGUAGUACUUUUUCCUCCUAUAAGGGUUGAACCCAGAGCCUUGUGCGUGAUAGGAAAGCAUCUUCCACUGAGCUGGAUCACUGGUGCUCAAUGAAUUCAUGUUGGUUCUUGAGGUGCAUAUCCCAACAAGUGAUUUUUAAGAACAAUGCACAGCCUUAAAUACUAGAAAACCAUGCACUCCAUCAAGAGUGCAGUUCUAUCAGAUCCCAGAGAAAUGGCUCAGGAGAGAGGCUGUACCAAUACUGCAAGAGCCUCUGGUUUUCAAGAGAACCCCAAACAUUUACUCUUAGUGCAAAUUUUAAUUUGAAUUUGAAUAAAUUUCAAAUCAUCUAAAAUCAUGGUCUAACAUACAUUUCUUCUAUAAAACGAUGGAGCCUUUUAAAAACUGGAAUUAAGCCUUUAAUAAAUUUAUAGAAAUUCACCCAUUUAAUAGAGCAGAAAGAAAUUGUUGAUUAACCAGCUUAGAGCUCUACACUUGUUAUUAUUGUUAGAAUGUAUAUUUAAAUUACAAAAAGUUUACUGUGUUCAUUGAAUCUCUGAGAGGACUUGGAAUAAUUUCUCAAUUCUUCGGAUUCUUUUGGAAACAUGAUGAAGAGCACAAUGUCCUCACAGAAUAGCCCAAAAAUGAAAUAUAAAUAAGCAACAACAGAUAGGCAUUUACUGGCCAUAAAAGCUAUGCGUAUCUUAUAUAGAGCUCUUGUUUUAGGCCUCUUUGGUCUGUGUUCUAACUGAUAAGUCCAAAUACAAGAAAUAUAGGUGAGAAUUAACAGAUUGCAAUUUAUUUGUUAAAAGUUAUAUAUGUAUAAAGGCCCCUUUAUAUUUAAAGGCUCUUAGAUAAAGGCUCCAUUUUAGGCAACUUUGGGGGCAAAAAUGGAUAAUAAAUGGCUUCUCAAAAGGAAGUCUUAUUCAUUAAACUACCUUCUUUAUUGGUAACAUUGAAAACAAUAUCUUAUCAUCUUUAAUUAUUUUGGUAUUCUGAGUUAAACUAACAUUUUGUAACUUGUAGCUGUUGAGUUUCUUGAAUUAUUCAUUGUACAUGUACAUUUUACCCAUUAUCACAACUGUUGGGAUUACAAAUCAAUGAUUUUUAAUAUGUUAGCAUCAAAAUACAGUUCAUUACUUUCUCCACAUGAAUCAGGUGCUUUAACUAAAUUUUUCAUUUUGAUAUUUGCAAGUUAGAAGAAACUCAAGCAGAUCUAAGACUUGAGUAAAGUUUUCAUCUUUGGACCAUUUGUAGAUUUUCUUCUUUCUCAGACCUGAACGGACACAUCAGCAAGUAAGCAUAGUUAUUUUCCAGUAGAAAGAAUCUUAAAAAGUAAGUAAACAAAAUGGACAAAACAAACAAACAGAAAACAGUUUUUCACACAUGGAAAGGAGCUGUUUUUCUUGUUUCAAUGAGGAAAUCCAUCUCCCCUGCAGACUAGAGGCAGUGAUCACGUUGUGGUCCUAAAAUGAAGUCAUCAGACUGCUUAGUAACUUGGGAGGAAAUUAAAGAAUGUUCUGUUUUAAAAUCUCACCAUAAGGUUUUUGGCAUUGCUUGUUUUGUUUGUCAAAUUGCAUCUAAAAUAUUUUGAAUUCAAUGUGUCUCUGAUAGCAAUGACAUAAUCCAAGAAAUGUGACCAUACUUAAAUUGACCUUGAUGACUUCUCUGUGAUCUUUCAUUUUAUGAAAUUUUUAAAUUUGUAAGACACAUGCGGAAUGAAAAUAAAAAGUACCUUUAACGUUUAAA